AUGCUGGACGACGCACCCUCAUCGCCGCCGCCGGUCGAGGACCAGGCGCGGCUGUUGGAGGAUGCCUUGGGGGUCGUUCGCCAGCAGACUGUCCUCAUGCGCCGAUGCCUCGAAUCGCCUGGAAAGCUGAUGGAUGCGCUGAAGUGCAGCUCAACAUUGGUGUCAGAGCUGCGAACGAGCAGUCUAGGACCCAAACAGUACUACGAGCUCUACAUGUCCGUCUUCGAUGCGCUGCGACACCUCUCCGUCUACCUGCGCGACUCCCACCCAACGAACCACCUCGCCGACCUCUACGAGCUGGUCCAGUAUGCGGGAAACAUUGUGCCAAGAUUAUACCUGAUGAUCACCGUGGGCACAGUCUACAUGGGCAUUGAGGAUGCGCCGGUUAAAGAGAUAAUGAAAGACAUGAUGGAGAUGAGCCGCGGGGUGCAACAUCCCGUGCGAGGACUCUUCUUGCGAUACUACCUGAGCGGCCAGGCGAGAGAUUCGCUGCCUACAGGGAAUGGAGACGGACCGGAGGGGAAUCUGCAGGACAGCAUCAGCUUUAUUCUGACCAACUUUGUUGAGAUGAACAAGCUCUGGGUGCGACUACAACACCAGGGACAUUCGCGCGAGCGGGAACAACGGACGAAAGAGCGCCAGGAGUUGCAGUUGUUGGUAGGCAGCAACCUGGUACGAUUGAGCCAGCUGGUGGAUCUGGAGAGCUACAAGAAUAUCAUACUACAACCGCUGCUCGAGCAAGUCGUGCAGUGUCGGGAUGUCUUGGCGCAGGAGUACUUACUGGAGGUGAUCACGCAGGUCUUCCCUGAUGAAUUCCACCUCCACACCUUGGACCAACUACUGGCAGCGACGGCACGGCUGAACCCUCAUGUGAAUAUCAAAGCGAUUGUCAUUGGCCUCAUGGACCGGCUGUCCGCGUUCGCUGCACGAGAGGCGGAUAGCAAGAGUCCGGAAGAGAGGCAGAAAGAGGAAGAGGAUUCGGUGGCUGCGUUGAUGGAGAGAUUGAAAGUAUCAAAAGCUGCUGCUGAAGAGGAUUCUGCGAAACCAACCGAGAAUGGCGAGCCUCCCAAUGGCGAGUCAGCGGCGACCGAGGAGACCGUCACAGAGGGAGCAUCAUCAGAAUCGCCUGCGAAGGAGGAAUCCGCGGCACCUCCACCAUCACAACCGAACGGAGACUCGUUGAAACACAAGGGCAUUCCGGUGGAUGUAAAGCUGUUUGAGAUCUUCUACGAGCAAGUCAUACAUCUUGUGAGCAUGCAGAGGUUACCCAUACAGGACAUCACCGCCCUGCUGGUGUCUUUGGUGAACCUUGCACUGAACAUAUAUCCCGAACGCCUGGACUACGCGGACCAGGUCUUACAUUACGCUACGAAGGAAGUCGCACGCUUUAACAACUCCGCCGACCUGCACUCCCAGCAAUCGCAAUCAAGCAUCCUGAGCUUGUUGCUUGGACCUGUCAAGACAUACUACUCCCUCUUCACGGCGCUUGCACUGCCGAACUUUUUACCUCUCUUCCACGCCCAACCAUACCCUACGCGAAGAGCAGUCGCUGGUGAGGUCGCCCGGAAUCUGCUACGAAACGAGACGAAGAUCACAACACCAGCGAAUCUGGAGGGUGUGCUAUCGAUUCUCUCGGUUCUGAUCAAAGAGGGCAUGCAGCCGCCAUCAGGAUAUGCGGGCGGUCCUGCGAGGCGAGGAGCAGUAGAGACUGAUGAGACCGUGGAAGAACAGGGCUGGCUUGCACGGAUAGUCCAUCUCAUCCACGGAACAGACAACGUGACACAGUUCAAGCUUCUGCAAGCGGCGAAGGCAGCUUUCCAGGAGGGCAGCGAGAGGACAAAGUACACGACACCAGCGAUAAUAACGGCAUCCCUCAAGCUCGCACGAUCUUUCAAGCGAAGGGAACAUCUCUCGAACGACGACUACGGCGCGCAAUCCUCGGCAUUGUACAAAUUCAUCCACACUACCAUCUCCUCGCUGUACACUCGAGUAUCGUCAUCUGGCGUGCCAGACCUCGUUCUGCGACUGUUCGUCUCAUGCGGUCAGGUUGCUAGCCAAUGCGAGAACGAAGACGUGGCGUAUGAGUAUUUCGCACAAGCAUUCACCGUGUACGAAGAGUCAAUAUCGGAUUCAAGGUCACAGUUCCAGGCGAUCUGCAUCAUUGCUGGCGCGCUUUGCAGUUGCUCAGAAAGGUUCAGCAGGGAGAACUACGACACACUCAUCACGAAGGCGGCACUGCACGGCAGCAAAUUGCUCAAGAAGCCGGACCAGUGUCGGGCGGUGUAUCUUGCGAGUCAUCUUUGGUGGGCUGCCGAGAAGACGGAGAGGCAAGAAGGUGCCAAGGAGCCCUAUCGCGAUGGCAAGCGUGUUCUCGAAUGCUUGCAGCGUGCUCUCCGAGUCGCCGAUGCCUGCAUGGAUACCGCUGUGUCCGUCGAGCUGUUUGUCGAGAUCCUGAACCGCUACGUCUACUACUUCGACCAGGAGAACGAUGCCGUGACGACGAAGUACCUGAACGGCUUGAUCGAGCUGAUCCACUCGAACCUCAACACCACCGAGAACGCCAGUGGGUUGGAAUCGCCGAGAAAACACUUCCAGCGCACCCUGGACUAUAUUGCGAGUCGCGAGUAUGAAGGGGUGGAGAUCAGGCCGAAGACGUGA
Messenger RNA from Zasmidium cellare ATCC 36951, 2658 nucleotides. RefSeq lists its product as uncharacterized. The record is from RefSeq and is a predicted model, not a curated record. The coding region runs from base 1 to 2658 and encodes 885 amino acids. Gene Ontology annotation, biological process: intracellular protein transport; retrograde transport, endosome to Golgi. NCBI's taxonomy places the organism in Eukaryota, Fungi, Ascomycota, Dothideomycetes, Mycosphaerellales, Mycosphaerellaceae. The transcript is spliced from 3 exons. Gene Ontology annotation, cellular component: retromer, cargo-selective complex; retromer complex; late endosome.